GUGCCCCGCCGGGGGGCAGGGGGCGCUGCCGCGCCGCCGCCGCCGCCGUCGCGCGGGGACGGGCAUGGCGGAGGGGAUCGGCGCCCCGUCGCAUUUCGGCCGCCCGGCGCCGCCGCCGCAGACGGGCUGGGAGCGGCUCCGCGAGCUCUGGCAGCGCGACGACCGGCAGCAGUUCCCGGAAGAAACGGUGAAUAUCAUCAAGUCGGCGUUUUCGGGGGGCGUCAUUGGCUGGGUGUACGGCGGACUGCCCGCCUUUCGCCACGCUAGGAAGGAGUUCAUCGCGCGCAGCCACGGCGAGCUCUUCCAGAACCGCGCCGACGCCGUGCAAUCAGCUCACCGUGCCGGUCUCAGGAGCUUCAUCCGCUACGGCUGGCGCUGGAGUUGGAGAGUAGCUGCUUUUGUGGCAAUAUUUAACACAGUGAGCACUGGUCUGUCUGUGUACCGCAAUAAAACCACCAUCAGUAAUUUUGCUGCAGCUGGAGCCUUCACAGGAGCCCUCUUCAGAAUGCACUUGGGCCUGCAUGGACUGGCAGGCGGCAGCGUGUUUGGAAUAGUGUUUGGAAUCCCUGCAGGGGGCCUCUUAAUGGUGAUGCAGAAGCUUGCUGGUGAGACCUUGCAGGAGAAGAGGAAUCGUGAGCGGAGGGAGCUGUAUGAACAGGAAUUAGCAGAAUGGCAAUCCAGGCUGGGUGUAACUGAAGUCUUGGGCCAAAAAGAAAGCAGUGCUCAGGGAGGAUCACAGAGAGAGAUAGCAAGAGAAUCCAGGAGUUGCUAAAUCUUCCCCAGAUCUCUCUCGCAAGCAGCUGUGAAGUAUUUUGAUUCUGCCCAUUAAAAACUCUUCAAUCAAGGGGUCAAGGAGGUAUUCUGUGAACCAGGGUAUAUGCUUUACACUUCUGAAAGAGCAAUUUGAUGAAAACAUUGUUCAUGGAUGUGUUUCACGGCACAGGAGCUUAUAAGGGGCCAACCUGUUCCACUUGAGAAGGUAGAAGUGCAUGCUCUGCAGAAUAGCAAGUGUUAGCUAGGUUUGGUUGGGGGUGAGAGUAGCUCCAGAAUCUCUGGCAGAACCCAUUUCACUUCUGAAAAUGUCCAAGCACCUGUAAUGUAGAAAUAGUCAAGGGAAAGGAGCUUAUUAAUAGUAUGCCUGCUAAAGAUACCCUGGUUUUAAAGGUAAUUUCAUUCUGGUGAAAGCUACUCUUUAGAUGGCAGCUGGAGACCUUGUUGUCCAAGCAUGACACAGGCAGCAUGACACAGGCAGCACUAGCACUAGUGCUUUCUCUCCCCCUGCCAUCCCCCUUCUGCAGUUUGACUUGCCUGGGUGGGACCAGCUCUGUUUUGCUGAUUGUGGUUUCUUCAGGCUUUUUUGCAGAAAAACACACUUGGUUCCUAGGGUAUUUUGCAAUCAAUGUUGAGGAAGGGUGGAGAAGCUGGGAAUGAUAUGGAAAUACCCUGAAAAAGACAUGUUUUGGCUUCCUUUGUAGAAGGGUGGCUGAAGAGACCGCAGCAAGGAUGACUGUUUCUGGUGGUGAUGUUGGAAGGACUGAUACUGUGGCAGUUUUAGUAACAAUAAAAAGUCCUCUAAUUUCAUUUGAAGGUGAGAGAUUAGGGGAUUAUCUCUGGGGGAAAUGUCGUUCAAGACACUGAAUAAAGCUAUCUCGCAGCA
This is a messenger RNA of Dromaius novaehollandiae (emu), 1657 nucleotides long. It is a transcript of the gene TIMMDC1, whose product is annotated as translocase of inner mitochondrial membrane domain containing 1. Gene Ontology annotation, cellular component: mitochondrion. NCBI's taxonomy places the organism in Eukaryota, Metazoa, Chordata, Aves, Casuariiformes, Dromaiidae. The transcript has 7 exons. Bases 65 to 772 code for a protein of 235 amino acids. The record is from RefSeq and is a predicted model, not a curated record.